Molecule: messenger RNA, 2799 nt
Organism: Komagataella phaffii GS115
Lineage: Eukaryota; Fungi; Ascomycota; Pichiomycetes; Pichiales; Pichiaceae
Product: DNA ligase required for nonhomologous end-joining (NHEJ)
Exons: 1
Coding region: 1-2799 (932 amino acids)
Biological process (GO): nucleotide-excision repair, DNA gap filling; double-strand break repair via nonhomologous end joining; DNA biosynthetic process
Cellular component (GO): DNA ligase IV complex
Molecular function (GO): DNA binding; DNA ligase (ATP) activity; ATP binding
Source: RefSeq, a predicted model, not a curated record
AUGAGUGAAGAGUUGAAGGAGCCAAAAAACAGAGCCCCUUUACCUAAUUUCAGCCAUCUAGUUUAUGACCUUUUCGAAAAAUUGGAUACAUGUGUCAAAUCGCCUCAUAUUCCUGAAUCUCUCAGAAGUCGAAAGACCAAGAUAAUAGAGCAGUUUGUCCAAAAAUGGAGAUUUGAGAUAGGUGAUAACAUAUAUCCUGCCUCAAGACUUAUUUUUCCCAAUUUAGAUAAGCGUCACUAUAAUAUCAAGGAUUUUACAUUGAUCAAGUUCAUAUUGGACAUCUUCCAAGUUCCAAAAGACUCCGAAGAUACGAAGAUUUUACGUAACUGGAAAGGGAAGUAUGAGAAUAGAAUGCGCUCCAACAAAAAUGAUCUAGCUCAAUUACUCACUGGAGUUAUUAAAGCUAGGAGAGGUGCUGUUUUGGAUCGGCCAGAAAUUUCUAUUGACAGACUGAACGAACUUUUGGAUACAAUGACUCGCCCUGAAACAAAACCGUCUGACCAAAAAAAGAUUUUGACGGAGAUUUUCAAUCAUGUAGAUAAUAUUGAACUGAAAUGGUUUCUUCGGAUCCUACUGAAAAGGAAGUUAAUGGGUGGUAUGGAUUUUACUUUUUUUAGGCAGUGGCAUCCAGAUGCUGUAGAAUUACUUCAACUGGUUAAUGACCUGAAAACUGUAUUCUGGGAACUGACUGAUCGGUUGAUUCCAUUGCCUGAAGCGGGCAGAGUCAUCAGAGUUGGGCGUGCAUUCAGGCCUCAACUGGCAAUGCGACCCAAUAGAACUUACGAUCAAAUAGCUACUCUAUUUGACAAUAAUUUCUACAUUGAAGAUAAACUAGAUGGCGAACGGAUUUUGAUACACAUCAGCUUGAAUGACACAACCCAACAACAUGAAUUCAAGUACUUUUCAAGGAGUGGAACUGACUAUACAUAUUUAUACGGGUCAAACUACGAAGAAGGUGCAUUCUCUCCUUUCAUCAAAGGUUGCUUCAUAGAUCUCAAAGAUGACACAAAAGAAAUCCGAUCUAUGGUUUUGGAUGGGGAGUUUCUCGUUUAUGAUAACAAAAGAAAUGUUAUUCUCCCCUUUGGGGCUCUCAAGAGUGCCAGUUUAACGAGAUUGAUGGAGGAGAAAAACGAUUCGGAAGACUCUCAAGAGACGCAAGUGUAUUUCGUUGUUUAUGAUCUUGUAUUCUUAAAUGGUACAUCAUUUCAAGACAAAGCUCUCAAGGUAAGGCGGAAUUUACUGAAUAAAAUUCUUGCAAAUCCAAUCCCUAACAGAAUAGAAGUUAUCAAAUACACGGAGGGUCAUGUCGGAUCGGAUAUCGAAGCUGCCAUGAGAAGUGCUAUACACGACAAUCGUGAAGGAAUCGUAGUGAAGAAUCCAAAAUCAAAGUAUUAUAUUGCAUCCAGAAAUCUCAACUGGGUCAAGAUAAAACCUGAGUACUUGGAAGAAUUUGGAGAAAAUAUAGAUUUGAUUAUUCUAGGCAAAAGAAAAGGACUGAAAAACGCCUAUAUCUGUGGACUCAGAGAGAGUCUUGGUAAUGACCGGUACAGAUUCUUGUCACUGGCCAGAAUUGCCAAUGGAUUUACAGGGCAAAUGUAUGAAGAAAUUGAACAUUCACUGGGGAGUAAAUGGGUCAAUAUAAGGAAGACGCAACCACCUUAUCCAUACAUUGAUCUCGGAGAGAUAUCAUCGAUGGUGGACUAUUGGGUUGAUCCCAAAGAAUCUGUCGUUUUAGAGAUCAAGGCUCGUUCAAUUGAUAUUGGUGAUGGCGGGAAACGUUACGCAGCUGGUACCACUCUUUACAAUGCGUAUUGUGUAAGAAUUAGAUCUGAUAAAGACUUCUUAUCAUGUUCGACUUUUGCAGAUUACAAAGAAAUAAAAACUUCAAAGAGUAGACACAAAACAGAGAAAACACACAGUCUAAUGAGUAAACGAAAGAGGACAAUAGUCACUGAACCAAUUCUCGCUAAACAAAGUGUAUCUUCGAAGAGCAGCAUAUUCAAGGAUUACAUCUUUUAUGUUUUAAGUGACAUGUUGGGUGAAAAACGAUACUCUAUUGCUCAGCUGGAGGCUUUGCUGGUCGAGAAUGGUGGCAGAAUAACUAAGAAUGAUUGCGUAGCUCUUGCAGAUGGCGAGAGGCUUGUUUUACUUAGUGACAAGAUUACUUUCAAAGUCACAGAGUACUUUAAUAAAGGUCUAAAUGUCUUUCGACCAGGCUUCAUUCUGAAGUGUCUUCAGCUGAAAACUAUAAUUCCUCUACAAAUUAACGACAUAUUACUGGCGGAUGAGUCUUUGAUAGAAAAGGUAAAGAAAAACUCCGACCGAUUUGGGGAUAGUUAUACCUCUCCCAUUGACCGUAAGGAGUUGCGAAUGCUUAUGAAAGGUAUACCUAAGAUAAAGUUAGAACACCCACUAAAAUUUCCACUACUGUACAACUUGUUCAAGGGCCUGAAGUUUUAUAUCGCAAGACCAUGCUAUAGAUCUCCAUUUCUGACAAAUGUUAUGAGUCCAUACUUGUUAGAAGUAAUAGUGAUUCUAGGAGGAUUUCUUACAACUGAUAUUUUCCAAUGUUCAUUUAUAAUCGUGGAUACUUCCACCACAUUCAACUAUUCCUGGUUGACUGAGGAGGCGACCAUACAGGAUGAAGUUGGGUCUCUAAGAAAAAAGCUGGGUGAUGAUCUACCAAUCGUCAAAGGUGUUCUAGAUAAAGUACCCCGGAUAGUAGAGAAAGAGUGGGUGUUCAAAUGUAUCCAGGAAGGGACAAUCGUUGCUGCGGAUGGCUAUAACUAUAUCGGUUAA